AUGGCCUCACCGCAGCGAUUCGGGGCGUCGUCGACGUAUCCAUACAUGUUGGUGCAGUGCACGUGGGACCUGCCACCGGACCUGUGCAAGCAGUGCCUGCAGGUGUUGUUCUCCAGUUGGUCGAAGGACAGGGUUUCCCUAGAUGGCAAGCGCAGGAGCUAUAGCUGUGCUGCUAGGUACGGCAACACCAGCUUCGUGGUUGUGCCGCUCGGUGGUGCCCCUAAGCCGCAAUCUGUAGAUCAAGCGACCAGAUCAGCUACUCAGUCAGGUUCUCUGACAGCUGGCGUGGUGGGUUCUGUAGUUGGCCUAAUUUUGUUGGCUUGUUUCACUUACCAACAAUUGGUGGGUGCAACCCGUGACUUCGCAGACACGCGAAGGCUUGGACAGGGUGCCUUUGGUGUUGUCUAUAAAGGUGCAGUGAUGGUGCAAGACAAAGAGGUGGACGUGGCUAUAAAAACGGCACUUGUUGUGUCAGAUGAAGCUAGGGCUGCCUUUAAGAACGAGGUUGAGAUUAUGAGCCCGCUGAACCAUUCCAACAUUAUACGUCUUGUGGGUUCGUGCGACGAAGAGGACAAUCUCUUGCUUGUUUACGAACUAGUGGAGGAUCGCAACCUUCAGGCUCGGCUUUAG
Molecule: messenger RNA, 630 nt
Organism: Triticum turgidum subsp. durum (durum wheat)
Lineage: Eukaryota; Viridiplantae; Streptophyta; Magnoliopsida; Poales; Poaceae
Source: the annotation of a GenBank genome assembly